Telopea speciosissima is the source of this 544-nucleotide messenger RNA. RefSeq lists its product as uncharacterized. Bases 17 to 259 code for a protein of 80 amino acids. The record is from RefSeq and is a predicted model, not a curated record. The transcript is spliced from 3 exons. Lineage: Eukaryota; Viridiplantae; Streptophyta; Magnoliopsida; Proteales; Proteaceae.
CAGCUUCAAGUCGAGCAUGGCAACAGCUAAGAUUGUGGGUGCUUUAGUGGGAACCGCUGUAAUUGCUUACACAGUGGAUCAUUUUAUUGCUGACAAGAAGAUUUUCGGAGGUACCACUCCCAGUACUGUUUCAAACAAAGAAUGGUGGGCAGAAACUGAUAAGAGGUUCCAGGCAUGGCCACGUACAGCAGGACCUCCAGUGGUGAUGAACCCUAUCAGUCGCCAGAAUUUUAUUGUGAAGACCCCUACUGACUCUUAAGGUUGGUGGUGUCUGGUUAACCCAAUUUGCCCAUGAGUUUUGAUUUGUUUCUUGAUGGACUAGUACUUGUAUUGUUCAUGUACUAGAUUCGACCUUAUUCACAUAGUUUCGCUGGCUGGCCGUGAUCAAAGUUGAGGCCUAUCAGUACAGUUUUCUUUCAAAAUUUGGUUGGUAUUGGUGAACCUUUUCGAUUAUGAAUAAUUCUCAUGGAAGCGACAGGCAAUAUGCACUGUUUCUUUUGGUACAUAAAGUAAUAAUAUAUAUGCAUAUGCAGAUCUGUUUAUU